UAUAUUGUAGGGUUCUUGUAAUUUCUUUGGCUUUAUUGAUAUAUUUUUUAUGCUUGACCAUUACUUUCUUUUUUUUUUUUUAAAAAUUCAGACUGUUAAGGUGUUUAAUUUUUGAGUUUUGCAUUUGAAUUAUUAAGACGUUUGAUAUGUUAAUUUUACCCUAUUCGUUAGUAUGAUUGAGUUUGCUGAUUGAGAAAAAUUUAAAUAUAAAUUAUUGGGUUUAGAAGGGAAGUCUGGAGUCUGGACAAUAGGUGAGGGGCGGCCGAAAGUUUUCAUAUCAACAUCACCAGAAAGUUUUUUGAAAAUUGAAGGAAUUUUACGCAUUUGAGUAGUUUUGUUAUGUUGUCUUCGAGACCAGCUACAAUUGUGACAUGAAAGUCGAGUUAAAUUAAAUUUAUGUGCCAAACACCCUACCUAUACUAUAUUUCACUGAUCUUUUAGGACGAGCCACGAUCUGAAUUCAUCCAAAAAUAACUCCGCUGCUUACGAGUUUAAUAUUAGGAAGGACUAGGAAAAAGUAGUAUGAAGAGGGGAUAUGGAUAACAGUAAAUCAUACGCAUUAUGCAGGGUGGCAAUUACUCUAAUAACACAACAACUUCAAUGCUUUAAUCCCAACAUACGGGCGUCCGCUACAUGAACCAAAACAAAUCAACGUGAGAGAUUGUCGGGUUAUGAUUUAGUGCAAUGGACAUUUUGUAUAAUGAUCUACCCUGAAUAUAGCCGCUUACUACCUUGUCCAUCAACAAGUCUUCCACCACGAGUAGAACAUUUGGUUGUCCAAAAAGAAAGUCCUGCUUGUAAAUACAUUAGCAAAAGUUUGGAUCUACCACAUUCGUAUGUUGCGGAUCUCAUUCGUUUUGGAGCUGUCUAUUAUGCACUUAUUUGUCCAGAUCCUCCCCCGACAGCCACUCCUGAGCAAGUUCAACUAUAUAAUCUUUUUACAUCACCCAAACUUCUGAAAAAAAGGCGUUCCAUUAAAGGGAAAACAUUCAGAGAAGCUCAGAAAACCUUCCGAGUGACUGAUCCAGAUAUGUGCUUUGAAGCAGGAACAUAUUUACGUGUACAUGUCCACCCGAAACGCUUCCCAAGGUGCUACGAAAUUGAUUGGCAGUCAAGAAUAAUAGCUGUUACUGAAUCUUAUGUGGUUCUGGACAAGCCUGCUGGUACCUCAGUUGGAGGAGCUUCGGACAACAUUGAAGAAAGUUGUGCAAAUUUUACAACUCGUGCCCUGGGAUUAACCUCUCCACUCUUUACCACACAUCAAAUUGAUAAUUGUACAGAAGGGUGUGUUGUGCUGGCUAGAACUAAGGAGUACUGCUCAGUUUUUCACAAAAAAAUCAGAGAUAGAAUGGUUAAGAAGCUCUACCUUGCACUUACUGCAGCUCCAGUUCCUCGUGGAAUACUUACCCACUACAUGCGUCCUGCUAAUCUUGCACCGCGACUCAUAUCAGAAGAAUAUAUUGAUAGAUGGCUCUUGUGUCAGCUGGAAGUUUUGGAUUGUAAGAAGGUUCCUUGGCCAAAUUCUUUGACCAGAGAAAGGUAUUGUAUUGAAGACUGUGGAUGGCCUGUGCAAAAUAAUGCUUAUGAGUGCACUGUUAAUCUUCUGACUGGUCGAACUCAUCAGAUUCGAGCACAAUUUGCUGCUUUUGGGGCGCCUAUAAUUGGUGACUCCAUGUAUAUGCCAGCGUCUCUUGCUGAAAUAGCCACUCCCAUAGUUAAUCCACUAGGAAAAUUUAGAGGAGCUUAUACAAGUGAGGUGGAAAAAAGAGUUGCUAUUGAUAAUUGGAUUGCCUUGCAUGGAAAGGAGCCUACUGUUGCUAUUGGUCUUCAAGCUUGUCAAAUAUCUUGGGACAAUGGUGAGCUUAGCUACAAUGCCGGAUCACCAUGGUGGAGAUGAAAUUAUUUUCUGACUAACGAAUUCUUUGCAAUUGAAUGGGUGAAUAUCAACUGCAGGACUGGAAUCAAGAUGUGCAGCUGGUCCAUGAGCGGAUAUUUUGUUGUAUGGUGACUGCAUUAUCCAUUAAUAGUAUAGAUAUAUGGCUCAUGUGGUGGGAUCCAAUUCUUCGCCUGGUCUUUCAAAGAAUAUGAGACUGAAGCACAAUUUGUAGAAUCAUUCAUCCCCAAGAGAAGUACAUUUUUUCAAAGAUGUUAUUCAAAAGUUCUUCUGGAUUAAGAUUUACAACAGCUGCAUGAGCAAGGAUAACAUUAUGUGCUGCAAUGAAAGGUUCCUCCUCUGAGUCUCCUUUCGAACAAUUUCCGAAUAUGCCUGAACACCGUGCUGGUGGGUAAUCACCAGUACCGUAUCCAUAAUAAAUCGCAACAUUUGGUUCGUUGAAGGUAACCCAAUAUUUCACCCUGUCCCCAAAGUAUUUGAAGCAGAUAUCCGCAUAAUAUAUAAAAUCUUCCCUGCAAUCAAUGGACUUACCGAUCAGUAUUCAGGACUAAUUUGUAAGCAUUUCUGAACCUUUCUUUGAUAUCGUUUCUUGUCUUUCAUCCUUAUGAUGAGGUAAUGAGGGUUCGAUUCUCACCACCUAUAGAAAAGAUUGAUUGCCCCUUCUCCUUGCUCGUAUGGGACUCUUCGGUUAUACCCCCGAAUCAAAAUAAUAAAAAGGCCGACAAAGGGUGAUACGUUCAACUUACAAGGUUUGAUUAGGGCCAACAAGUUCGGAUUGUGAAAAUAAAAGGAGUGGAACACAUCCUUUUAGAGCUCUGAACUUUAUGCUUCAACGAAAGGUGGAAAUCGAAACCAACAUUCGUAUCAAACUUAAUAGAAGCAUAAAAAAUUGCUUACUGUAACUCGGAACUAAGCAUUCCACCAUAUCUGUCUUCGAGUUCUUGUGGAAUAUCAUAGUGAUACAAUGUCACAAAAGGUUGAAUCCCUGCUCAUACAGCAUCAGAAAGC
Molecule: messenger RNA, 2902 nt
Organism: Amaranthus tricolor (Joseph's coat)
Lineage: Eukaryota; Viridiplantae; Streptophyta; Magnoliopsida; Caryophyllales; Amaranthaceae
Product: RNA pseudouridine synthase 6, chloroplastic
Exons: 11
Coding region: 701-1897 (398 amino acids)
Biological process (GO): pseudouridine synthesis
Molecular function (GO): RNA binding; pseudouridine synthase activity
Source: RefSeq, a predicted model, not a curated record